AUGAACCGGCUAUUGGACGACUACGAUCCUUACGCGGUUGAAGAGCCCAGCGACGAGGAGCCGGCUCUAAGCAGCUCUGAAGAUGAAGUUGAUGUUCUUUUACAUGGAACUCCUGAUCAAAAACGAAAACUCAUCAGAGAAUGUCUUACUGGAGAAAGUGAAUCAUCGAGUGAAGAUGAAUUUGAAAAAGAAAUGGAAGCAGAAUUAAAUUCCACCAUAAAAACAAUGGAGGACAAGUUAUCAUCUCUGGAAGCAGGGUCUUCUUCAGGAAAUGGGAAAGUUGGAACAGCUCUGACAAAGUACUAUGAUGAUAUAUAUUUUGAUUCUGAUUCUGAAGAUGAAGACAAAGCAGCACAGGUAACCAAGGAAAAAAAGAAGAAGCAACACCGGAUUCCAACAAAUGAUGAAUUACUAUAUGAUCCUGAAAAGGAUAACAGAGAUCAGGCCUGGGUUGAUGCACAGAGAAGGGGCUAUCAUGGUCUGGGAAUACAACAGCCACAUCAGCAGCAGCCUGUUCCUAACAGUGAUGCUGUCUUGAAUUGUCCAGCCUGCAUGACCACUCUGUGCCUAGAUUGCCAAAGGCAUGAAUCAUACAAAACUCAAUACAGAGCAAUGUUUGUGAUGAAUUGUUCUGUCAACAAAGAGGAGAUUCUAAGAUACAAAAUCCCAGAGAACAGAAAGAAAAGGCGGGGCCACAAGAAGAUGAGGUCUAACCAUGAAGAUGCUGCAAACCAGGCAGAGAUGGAGGCAGAAGAAAUCUACCACCCAGUCAUGUGCACUGAGUGUUCCACCGAAGUGGCAGUCUACGACAAGGAUGACGUCUUUCAUUUCUUCAAUGUUUUAGCAAGCCAUUCCUAA
Messenger RNA from Orycteropus afer afer, 858 nucleotides. It is a transcript of the gene EAPP, whose product is annotated as E2F associated phosphoprotein. The record is from RefSeq and is a predicted model, not a curated record. Gene Ontology annotation, cellular component: nucleus. NCBI's taxonomy places the organism in Eukaryota, Metazoa, Chordata, Mammalia, Tubulidentata, Orycteropodidae. The transcript has 6 exons. Gene Ontology annotation, biological process: positive regulation of cell population proliferation. Bases 1 to 858 code for a protein of 285 amino acids.